UUGGUCGUCAGCAUCGGACGUGCGUCGCGGAAUAUUGUAUAUUUAUAUUCAAUUGUUGAAAAUCGCAGCGGAGCGUGCGGCGUGCGUAAAAUAACUAAAUAAAAUCAAUGCAGAAAGUACAAAUGACUGUCGCCGAAGUAACUCAUUAAAACAGUUUACGCAGACAUGAUAAGUACGCACCAUUAAUACGGGCCACAACAGGGCAAACAUAAUUAAUGACGCUGCUGUAAAGUGCGUGCCUGUGUUAAAAAAAAAAAAAACAAAAACAAAACGAAAUUAAUUGCAUUUCAAGCAUUUUUAAAUACGCAUCGAGUGCCGCUGUCAAUCGGCUGGAUUUUCUGCGGUUUCAUUGGGCGAACAUAAACAACACAGAGCUCUGAAUCUGAACUUAAGUGGAGUGUUGUGAGUGUGGCCAGCGUUUCGGUGGGUCGCUUGUUGUGCGCGCAAUUUCCGGUUUCCGCUUCCGCCGGAGCAACGUCCGUGUCCGGCCGACUAGGCGCAACAUUAAUUUGCCAACGCCAAAAGAGUAAUAACAACAAAAGAAAAAAUAAACCGAGUUAUUUGGCCAAAAGAUAAACAAAACAGAAGAGUGCUAAAUUUCCGUCUUAAGAGUAGACUUAAGUUCCCGUAAUAAUUUUGGGAAAUCUUUAAAUAUACGGAACAUCAAGUGAAUAUUUCUUCGUGCUAGAAACGGUUUUAAAAGUGAUACCGACUUAACAGAUUCCUCUACAAAUAGUACACAUGUGCCAACCUGAAAGCUGAGCGGUUUCGGACGGAAAAAAACGUCGAACAGGAAAAUCCAUACAACGAAUUUCGGGAUAAGUGAUGAAGUCAUGAGACCGACAUUCGAUCGACGCCUCUGGAUAUUAUUGUUCAUUAUUUCAGUACAAUGUACCACCUAUACACAACCACAGAAUAUCAACGCCAAGUCAGUGCAGAAGACAAAGCCCGCCGAGCGUGGAGAAGCCAUCAGCAGGAGCAGCAGGAGCAGCAGCAGCAGCCUCAGCUGGCCAAGCAUAUCAGCCGUAUCGGCCGGCGAGUCAGUUGACCACCGCGGCGGCAUUGGUAGGCCGGAAAAAUGCGGCAAAAGCUGCCAGAAGGCCAAGGCCAAGUGGGCCAAAUGGCGGUCGCAGUUAAAGCCACGUCACCAGUAUCAAUCCCAGUCCAAAUCCCAAUCCCACCGGUCGGUGCUGCACAAGGAGGCCAGGCGGAGACAGCGCCGCGAGACUGAGGAGGAGCUACUGGACUCCAUUUUGAGCUCCAGCUCGACCAGCACAUCUACGGCCAUGGCCACCACUGUGCAGGCCACCAGCUCGAGUUCCCCGAGCACCAGGAGCUCGUUGAUCAACGACACCCGGGCCAAGCGGCCGCGAUCCACGCUCCAUUUGGCGCCCGAGGAUAUGCAGCCCAAGCCCAAGGAGCCGGUGAUCAUCAUCGACGACGUGGAGGAGUUCGAUAGUGGCAGCACCAGUACCAGCGACUUGAUCGCGCGGAAGAGCCGCGAGGAGGCGGAGGCAGAGGCGGAAGAGGAGGAGGACGAGGGUCCGCUGGAGCCGCGGGUCCUGCCGCUGCGACCAGUGCCGCCGAAUCCCUACGAGGCCGAGGAAAUGUCCGUGGUCUACGCCGAGCAGCACUCCGAGAUCAAGCUGAUGUGCGAGGUGGACCUGGACAUCGCUACCAGCAUGUGGUACAAGAAUGGCCAGGUGGUCCACGCCAUGGACCGCACGUCCCGCGUCACCGACUACCGCUUCAUCAAGGAGGCUAAUGGCGCACUAACCAUCACCAAUGUCAUGCUCGAGGACGACGGCAAGUGGCAGUGCGAGGCGGAGAACACCAGGCGCUACACGGAGAACGCCCGACCCGUCAAGCUGGUCGUCCUGGAUCGUCCCAAGCCGCCGUAUCUGCUGAUCGACUCGCGCCGCCUGGACGCCAGCAACUUGUUCGUGCCCGUGAAGGAGAACUCCGAGCUGAACCUGGCCUGCGUGAGCGAGGGCGGCAAUCCGCGACCCACGCUCACCUGGGAGGUGCUCCUGAGUCCGGGCGUGGACCGGCAUGCCCAGAAGGUGUCCGCCGAGGUGCUGGAGCUGGAGGAGAUCAAGGGCGAGAAGUUGGACAAAGACGGCUACAAAAUCAACAGUGGGGCGAAGAGCGAGGCCCGACUACCGGCCGUCUAUAGAGCCCAUCACAACGCUCGGAUACUGUGCGUCAUGGAACAUCCCACGCUGAAGAUUCGCCAAAACGCCUCGCUUCUGCUGGAUGUGCAAUACACGCCCUCCUUCGCCAUCUCGCGCACACCUGGCUUCGGUUAUCCACUCCGCGAGGGCAUCGAAGUUAGCCUCAAGUGCGACGUCGACUCCAAUCCCCCGAGUACUCCCCGUUGGCAGAAGGACGAUGGUGACACGCCGGUGCCGCAAACGGGCGAUGGUUUCCUCAACUUCACCUCGAUAAGGCGUGAACAUUCCGGCUGGUACAAGUGCACGUCCCGGCACCUCAACUUCCAGUACUCGUCGAUUGGCUAUUACCUCAGCGUGCGAUUCGAUUCGGUGGAUGUGACCUCGGAGCCGGAUGAUCAGGAUGUUUCCGUGGCAGCUGCCUCGCACAAUCCCAACAAGGGGCAGCUGGAAGUGCAGCUGGGCGGAGCGGUUACCCUGCAGUGUCCACAAGGCUCCCUGGGCUGCUGGUCGCACUUGGACCCCAUUUCGGCCCGAUUGCGUGGCCUUGGCUAUGGCAGCAGCCAGCCCAUCGGCCAGUUCUCGCUGAAGGACGUCAUGUACCAGGAUGCGGGCAUGUACAAGUGCGUGGGCCAGUCCCCGACUAACAAGAAGAAGCUGGAGGUCCUGCAGAGCGUCACGGUCUCUGUGAAGGGCGCACCCACAGUAAUGGCUCUCAAUGCCACGCCCAUCGCCUAUCCGGGAUCGCCUUUGCACCUCAAUGUGGAGUUCUGCGCCAAUCCGCCGGCCCAUGCCGCCCGCUGGCUGCACGGAGAUCGGGUCUUCACGCCCGGCAACCAGUACGGCACCACAGUGCUGGCCUACGCGGUGAAGGAUCUGCCCACGCCCUUCUGCAAGGAGGCGCGACUGACGUACGUGAGCAUGCACGAACGUGUGCCAAGGACCUUCUACUUCAUAGUGUCCACACCGGGCGGCGUUGCCGAGGCGGUCUUCAACGUGAACUUCACGAAGCGCCAUCGACAGCUGUCCAAUUCGAUUGAUGAUGACGACGAGGAGGAGGAGCUCAAUCGGCCGGAGCAGAUCCACUUUCCCGUCUUCAGCGGUUGCCCCGCCAAUGGGCGCGGCGGGUGGGCGACGGCUGCGGCCCUGGUUUUCGGCCUGGCAAUUAGAAUCAGGCAUUAGACUUAGAACGGAUCGUGUGAGAUUUAGUGCUGAAUGAAUGAUUUCUUUGGGAGUGACUGAUGCGUUUAUUACACCGAAUGUUCUAUGUAACCUAACCCCCUUAUGGCUAAGCAUACGUAUGGAUUUACCCAACUACUCGACAUUACCAAGUGGACUAUGCUACACAACUACUACUCUUUAUAGCAAUAUGUAUGUGUAUCUGUAACCGAUUUAGCCAAGCAUCAAAAUUGCCCUAGGCUAAGAUCCCAGGCCCAUCACUAUCCUUAAAAAACAAACACUUUUCUAGAACCCCUCCCUCAAAAAGGAAUAGACUCUUUAACCCUAAGCUAUUCAAAUAUUUUUACUGUAACCCCUAGCUGUAACUGUAACUGUAACUGUAAACGUAACUGUAACUGUAACGGUAACUGUAACCUUAUCGCUGUAUGUCAAUGUGUAUGAGUGUGCGCUUAACUUAAAUGCCAAAGCCAGAAAUCGUAAGGACAAGUUUACAAUUCUUUGGAAAAACAUUGUUAAACGUUGAUUAUUACGAAUACUUUAUGUUCCUUUUCGAUGACGAAGAGAGAUCGAGAAAGCGACUGAUUUUGUUAAAUAUUUUCAAAAUGUUUAGUACUAAAAGCACAAGGAGAAGAACUUAUAGUUUAUUAUUGUAAAUGAAGAAACGACAGACGAAGUAAUACUUACCAGGCACGAACAAAUUCCUUCCAUUUGAACAAAAUUUGCCCCAGAGCAAAGAAACUGUAAGAUAUUUUGGGAAAUGAAAUUAAGCGAAUGAUCAAAAGAGUUUUAACCUAAAACAAAUUUGGGUUCUAUUAAGCAUUAAAUCGCACCUUAUGGUUUUCUAUGAUUUUCCAAUCGUUUAAAAGGACCAAAAACAAAUCGUUUCCAUUUACUACGAAUAUUUUUAUAACACAAAAGUAAGCAUACUUAUGGCCCCAAAAACAAAUGAGAGACCCUCCACAUAAGCGAUAAUUGUAUAUAAAUGUUCAAGUAGAGAAUUGCUCAACCCUAAGGAGAAAACCAAAUAUUAAAAAUAUGAUAAAAAGUGUUAAAUGUUGUUUGAAAGCAAAAUUAAAGCGAUUUAAAUAUCAUAUGUAGCGGUUCCAUGAGUAAAUUAAACAGUAAUGUAUGUAAUAUAACAGAGUACAGCCACAUAACUAUUCGAUUACUAGCUAUUGUAAAAUAUUUCAGUUUAAAGAUCAAAAAGAGCCGGCAAAAUCGUUUGCUUGCACAUCAUUUUUUGUACAAAGCCCAAGCUUUUGUAAUUUAUUUCUUAGACGAUCUAAGCUUCAGAUUAUUCUAUAUCCUAUGCGCAAUAAAUAUAAUUAUUAUAUAUCGGUAGGCUAAGGGAUCAGUGUAAAAACCAGAAAUACUUAGAAGAACCUAACGCCAAUUUAAGCCACAGCAACAUUACAUUUGCAGAGUUCCAAGAAUUCUGGCAAAGAGCGGAGAGCAUUGUAAAAUGAUAAGUUUAAAUUGAGAUUUAAUUAAUCAUUAAUACGAAUAUACAUAUGUGGAGGAGUAUGCCCGCAAGCAUAUUUGUAUGUGUGUACCCUAUGUAUAGUUCUGUUUAGUGAUUUCGCUCCUUGAGUUUAUUGUCAGCAAAAAUUUGCGAAUUGUAUGAACAAAACAAGCAAACAAACACGUCGUCAUGUUAACUAACAAAUAAAUUACUAAACAAGUGAAUGUGCGAACAGUGCGUACUGUAUUUAUGAUUCAUUGUGUUGGUAAUAUUUACAAAAUAUUAUUUAUAACGAAGCCAACAAGCAACCAACAAACAAACAAACAUAUAUUACUAAAGAAAAUAUUAGCUCCUAAGUGCAACACAAACCGAAUGUGGCAAAUUAAUUUUAAACCAAUGAGUAAUUACGAUACGAGUAUGGGAGACAGAAUGUUCAUCUGUAGUGCAAAAUGUUUGGGAGUAGGGACACUAAUAACCCAUACAAUUACGAAUACGAAUACAAAUACAAAUACAACCAUACGUGUUACAAUAAGCAGAAACGGUUUACAUAUAUAAGUCAUAGGCCCAAGAGAAAUGUAAGCAACCACCACCAACAACCACAAGAAACACUUUUAGCCGUAAACGAAGCCUCGAUGAUGGUAAUGGCCAGAAACUUUAACCGAGGAGCGGAGCAGGCCGGAUAACAGAAUCAGAAUCAAAAUAUAACUCUUAAGCGACCCCGUUCACUGCCCAGCAAUGCAGUAGCUCCGAAUUCUUGGCUAGAGUCAGGCCACCCGGCAAACAAACUGUUACAUUUAAGCCAGAGUCGAAGAGCAAGUGGCCUGGUGAUGGGGGCAGGAAGGUCAGGUCAGGUCAGGGCAGCCUGCCGAGGAAAUUUACAAGUUUAAGUGACAAAGCAACAAAACAAAAUAGCCAAUUUAGCAUAAAGUAAAACACAAGCCGAGAAGAAUGCAAAUAAAAAUGCAGAUAAAAAUGAUAGGCGAGGGGAACGGCAAAAAUAAACCAAACAAAACACCACACACAACACAGAGAAAUGAAAAUGAACAUGGAAUAAAAUUUAAAAGCAGAGAAAUGCAA
Messenger RNA from Drosophila gunungcola (fruit fly), 5889 nucleotides. RefSeq names its product irregular chiasm C-roughest protein (gene tei). Gene Ontology annotation, biological process: cell-cell adhesion. The transcript has 12 exons. The record is from RefSeq and is a predicted model, not a curated record. Gene Ontology annotation, cellular component: cell-cell junction. Gene Ontology annotation, molecular function: cell adhesion molecule binding. The coding region runs from base 834 to 3353 and encodes 839 amino acids. NCBI's taxonomy places the organism in Eukaryota, Metazoa, Arthropoda, Insecta, Diptera, Drosophilidae.